This is a messenger RNA of Cheilinus undulatus (humphead wrasse), 6443 nucleotides long. RefSeq names its product chromobox homolog 2 (Drosophila Pc class) (gene cbx2). Bases 17 to 1573 code for a protein of 518 amino acids. The transcript has 5 exons. Gene Ontology annotation, cellular component: PRC1 complex; heterochromatin. Gene Ontology annotation, biological process: negative regulation of transcription by RNA polymerase II. The record is from RefSeq and is a predicted model, not a curated record. Lineage: Eukaryota; Metazoa; Chordata; Actinopteri; Labriformes; Labridae.
CGGGGCGAAGGCAGACAUGGAGGAGCUGAGCGCCGUUGGAGAGCAGGUUUUUGACGCGGAAUGCAUUUUAAACAAACGCCUGAGGAAGGGGAAGUUGGAGUUCCUGGUGAAGUGGAGGGGAUGGUCAGCCAAACACAACAGCUGGGAACCCCAAGAAAACAUCCUCGACCCAAGACUGUUAGCGGCGUUUAACAAAAAAGAGCAGGAAAAGGAGCUUCUGUUGCGCAAGAAAGGAAAAAGGCCAAGAGGACGACCACGCAAAAUAAUAGAAAACAUCCCAGAGAUCCCAAAGCCAAGCAGCUCUUCGUCUGGUUCAUCCUCCUCCUCUGAUUCCUCUUCCUCCUGCUCAUCCUCCGACUCCUCAUCAGACGACGAUGAUGACGACAGCAACACGAACCAGGUGAACCCAAGUGUUAGAACUCGGGACCUCCACCCCGUCCCCCAGAAGAAGGCGCAGAUCGUCGUGGCAAAACAGGAGCCCCCCAAGAAAAGAAGCAAGAAACCCGACAUUAAGGAACUCCAGCAGAGCAAAGGCGCUCGCAAAGUCCUGAAGCCGUCGAACGAUACAGACAUUCCAGGAGUGAUCAAGAAGCCCGCUCACCCAUCAAGCUUCACCUUCAUGGGGUUCCACCGGGGCUCGCCUCGGGAUGUCAUGGGGGGUCCGAACAGGAGUUCUCUGACGCAGGGAGGGGCUGUUAAAAACUCAUCGAGUCCUAUGGUAUCUGGGAGGUCGAUCCAGCCUGCCUCGCCGUCCAUGAACAAAUCAAACCAGGGCAAGAACAUCGGCGAGGGUAAACUGUCCGUGUCCAGCGCGAGCGGUGGAACGAGUCUGGAUUUGAAAGCAGCUGCUAGUAAAUCAAAAGGAGUAGCAGCUUUGAAUUUAAAUACUUCCAAACACCCCAUCCAAGGCACUACUCAGCACACACUCAGUUCCCCCAACGGACAAAAGAAACCCCAGAACCCCAUGUCUACACUGCAGCGGAUACCCAAUACUAAAGCGAUGGCAUCCUUACCGUCCAAGAGCGCCUAUUCCAGUCAAGGUCUUCAGCCUCUCAACCUUCAGAACAAGCUUGUACAACGGAACAAUGCUCCUGGAAAUGGAGCUACACCGAUUUCAGGCCAGAAGAACCCAACAAACCCGGCAAGAAAGACUACCACCGGACCAAAUCAGGAGUAUACUCUUCCUAAGAGUCCGGCGACGCCAGGGAGACUUCCUGCCAGGAAGAACCCGCCAGCAGGCGACAAGGUUACAGACACUACCGAAAUCCAGGGCAAACUGGAGAAGAGUGGCACGCAGAAACCCACCGCAGAGAUUCAGACCCAACGGGAGAGAUCUGCCUCCAAAGACGGCAAGAAAGGCAAAAUGAACGACAUGAGCACGGGCGAGGACGAGAGCAGCUCGGAGUCGGACCAGGAUUCUUCAUACACGGGGGCGAUCCAGAGCCAGGACUGGAAGCCGACGAGGAGCCUGAUAGAGCACGUGUUUGUCACGGAUGUCACAGCGAAUCUGGUAACCGUCACGGUCAAGGAGUCGCCGACCAGCGUGGGAUUCUUCAGCAUCCGUAACUACUGAAACUGCAUACCAGAUCAGGUGAACGAGGCGGGUUUUUGAGAGACCGCCACCUAGAAAACUCCUCAAGAAUGGAGAUUAAGUUGCUCUUGGACUUGUUUCAGUCAGAACUAUUUUAGAGUAAAAGGGUCAGAGAAAAGCUGAAACCAGUUUUCGUUUAUUUAUUUGCUCAUUUUCCAAGAAAUGGCCGUAGAGGAAGGACAAUACCCAUCCCAUGGUUGAGUUUGGGAGACAGAUCUCUGUGGUUAUCAGAUUUUUCAUCACUGGGAUCCUGAAGAACAGAAGUUAUUCUUCAUACUAGACAUUUUCAGACACCCAUUCCUUCUUUCCUGUUUAUCUUUUGUUGAUUAUAUAUCUGAUCAGAAGGAACCAUGAGACCAUAGCAUGACCAGGGUAGCAUUUAGUUCGAAGUGUCUCCGUUUUUAUUGGAAUCUCCUAGUCGCUCAUGUAAACUCGUUUUAAUUCUUAGUAUAGUAUUGUUUAUUCUAUUCGAGAAAUUAGCUACCUCUUUUUCCUACGUUUGCUGCAUAUGUAUAUUCAUUUCUCAUGGGAAAGGACAGCCUUUCCCUCCAGGGUAUAUAUCACUGUGUCCUUAUAUAGAGUUAUUUUUAUAUUGCUCUAAAUGUAUUGGACUCUUAUGCUGUAAAAACUUCCUCUAGUACCAGCAAACCAGCAAUGUGUUGUGAAAAAUGCAAUCAAAAGAGACUAAAAAAAUCCAAAGUACCGACUAAAAAGUUCGACAGUGCAGGAUCGGAUUUAGCAUCUCCUGGUUUUCCAAGCGUUAGGCUAACACCGAGGUCAGACUACACAACCCUGUCUGAUAAGAUGGCCGCCGUUCCUGCUGAUUAUCUCAGAACCAUCAGUUUGACUACAGGGUACCUGUACUUAACCUCCCCAGGUUGCUGAAGUGCGUCCGCUGUUCUCUUUUUUUUCCCGUCUGUUGUGGUCAUCGCUGGUCAACACCAGCCAGCGAUGUUCAUGUCAGACUUGGGGAAACGCUCUGCCCUUCUCUGUUCUUUCUUUUUGAACUGUGGAGUCUUUUAAAGCUAGACUGUAAGGUUUUUAGUCAGCGUUAAACCAUCUCUAUCACGGUUGCGUUUCACAGAAAGGGACUAGGGUUGUAUGUUAUUGGAAACGCCUUCUUGCUAUGGGCAUCGUAACUUUUAACCGCUUUUCUCCCUUAUUACUUAAAAUUCAUCCGUGUAACCAAACACUGGUUUACUGAUCAGUUAACAUGCAUUAUGGAGGGCGGUUUCUGUAACCUCCUAAAGCUGAUUGGUAGUCCAGAUUCCAUGUCUGUCACCAGGAUGAUCCAUCCAGCAGAGCAUUAUAGGUCGUUUCCACCAAGCGGUCCAGCUCAGUUCGGUGUGGAAGGGCACAAAUUUUUUUGCGUUUCCGUAGAGCAAAAGUCGGAAAGGGUCCCAGAAACCGACCCGUACCGUCCCACUUUUCAGCACCCUUCCAUAGGGGUGCCAGUCUUACCUAUCCGUACCAAAAAGGUGGAGCUACACACAACAAUAGGGGCUGCACCGACGUCACGUCAGCGCAUGACUCAGCUGCUCGACUCUGGGCUUCAAACACGGAAGUCUGCGCCGUGAGAAACGGCGAAAAAUGGGAGAAAAACGGACAAAUAUCUGCCUAAAGGGGAAAUAUUUGGACAGUUCGUGGAAUAAAACCCUUGAUUUCCAGGACAGACGGGUCCUGGAUCCCUAAGGCUGCCACAGAAUUUCAGUCCUGAUUAUAACGUAGUCUGACCUCGGUAUUGGACGCCGUCUGUCGUGGUUAAGUUUAACUUUGUUCCUGCAUCAGUUUCAGCCAUGAAUGAAUUCACCAGCACCGUUCUCAGAAAUAAAGUCAGUGCUUGUGUCGACACUUCAAGAGUACCAUAAACUAUUUACCUGUUGAUGCUGCCAUCAAAGGCGUCCCAUGAGCCUUUGCGGCAGCCACAGGCUGCUGCGUUUCAGUCGUUGUCAGUAAAGGUAGGGUGUAGUCUUCCCCAGCAGCUUUGUUUGGCACUGACCACAAACUCCACGUUCCCCUCCGUCUGCUCGCUGACUCAAAACAGUGCAGCUUGUUUUUUUUCUACCUGCAGCAGCUGCAGACGCCUCGCUCUCGUUUCACCCCUCCCUCCGCCCCCGUGAGCUGCAGGCCCAGCCCUCCCCGAUGAAAAGAAAAGGUUUUAUCUGAUGUAACUGUAAAGAAACCACAACAACGUUUGCUACUCUGAGCUCCCUGGAGAGGAGUUCAGCAACCCAGCACUUCCACUGAACUCUUCUGAGCAUGCUCUGCAGAGGGAGCACAAAGGCAGAACCCCAAAGAUAGCUCGGAUUACAGGUCGCUCAAUGGGAGGACCCCUACGGUAAAGCACGGAGACGGCCAUCUUUAUUCUCUUUACUGUGGACUGGAAAAAGCUCUGCUGGUAGACUAAACACAAACCUACAGGACGGACAGACACAAGAGGCCUUAAAAAAAACCAAGCAGGAGUCAAAAACUAAAAACACAGGGGUUCCUCCUGCUGAAAUGUCAGAAUAUUUACCUUCAAAAUUCAGAGAAGAGGAUCAGAGUCAGUUUAAAAAGAAGAGAGGAGGUAGAUUUAUUUUAUUCUUCUCUCUGAGGGAAUCUGAAUGUUCACAAUAAAUGUUUUAAGUUGACUUUCAACCUUUUCUCAACAUUUUAAUCGUUUUCCCUUCUCCAUUUUCACCUUGAUGUUUUGACGUUUUUAUGACUUUUUCUAAACUUUAAUCUGGAGUCGACAUUUCGACACAUUUCUGCACGUUUAUUUAAAUUCAUGCAGUUUUCCUCAUCAGGACAGUUACCUAUUUUUACUUACACUCAUCGUUUCUAGAGAGUUAGACUCUUCUUAUUCUUUCUUUUUGUCGACUAAACCUGACAUUUUGAUUUAUUUUUUAACGUUACUUCAACAUUUGAACCCUUUUUCCCUUUAUUUUUCACCUUUUCACAAACUUUUUUCUGAACAUUGUCUUGAAUUAGCAUCGUCACGUGUCUUUUGACUUUUGCUGUAAAUUUUGCAGUUUUCCCCAUCAAGACUUUUCUGGGUUUUUUUUCUGUAUUUUUCUCAGGACAUUUUGACUCUUAUUCUACAGAUCUUCUUGACUUUUCUUUUUUCCUCAACAUUUUGACGUUUUCUGUAAACAUUGACUGUUUUUUCCCACAUCAAGUCCAUUUUUUAAAUAUCAGGUUUUUUUCUGCUGUUUUACUUUUCAGACCGUCUCAGAGUUGACAUUUAUACGUGUUUUUUUCUAGGGCUGCCAAAAUCGAUUCGUUAAUGCAGGUUAAUCCAUCAUCAUGAUUAAUCUGAUUAAAAAUUUAAACACAAUUAACCCCUCUACAGCGCAGAAUGACUCAAAAUCCCUGAAACGUCUCUGGCGAUGCAUUUCGGGCAGUUUGUCCAAGUAGGUUACUGUCGAGCACGCCGCCGCCGCACAUAUGGGCUGUGGAUCCGGUAGCGAUCAACCAAGGAUAUGGAAGACGCUAAACAGCAUGUCGGCCCUCUCGAUGGGAAAUUUGGGUCCAAAAAAACCAAGACAGAACAGUCGACUGAUGUAAAGUAUUAUGCACAUUCUGCAGGAAGGGGUUUUCUUUUCUCCGAAGCACUAAAGCUUAAAAUACCACAUUAACGCGAAGCAUACGAUCGUCAGAGAUUGAGCCUGUUCGCUUAUGCUAAAUGUAAACACGAUUAAUAUAGAUUAAAAAUGAAUAUUCAAUCAUGAUUAAUCAAAAUUAAUCCACAGCAACCCUGUGAUUAAUCUGAUUAAAAUUUUAAUCGUUUGACAGCACUAGUUUUUUCCCUUUUCACAAGAUUUGGACUGUUGUCCUUGGUUUUUUUUUCUGCUUUUUCACUUUUUCCUCAACAUUUUGACGUUUUCGGACUUUUGUCUUAACAUCGAGUUUGUUUUGAUAUUUUUGCUUUCUUAUUGACUAUUUUUCAUUUUGAAUAAUUUCUAAACUAAAUGUCAACAUUUAGACUUUGGUCUUUGACCUUUUCUAUUUUUUCCUCCAUAUUUUGACAGUUUCUUUGAAUGUUGGCUAUUUUCCACAUAAAGAUUAUUUUUUUUAGUUUUUGUUUUUCUGCAUGCUCCGUUUCGCUUUUCUGGUCGAUCUUUUUUCCAUCAUAAGUCUCUUCUGGCUCUUUUUUUUUUCUAGACUUGACCUUUUGACUUAUUUCUAAAUCUUUUCCUAAGAUUUGGACUUUUGUCCUCAACUUUUCUAUAUUUUUGCUUUUCUUCAACUUUUUGACUUUUUUAUACCUUACAUAGUGACCAAUGUGUUUUGUUUUUUUUUUUAUUUUGCCUUUCUCACAUUCUGACAGCGUUAUUCCCCUCAAACCUUUGGCCAUGUUCUUAAUUUUUUAUUGCCAUUGAACUGAUUUCUAACAUUUGAACCUUUUGAUGACUUUUUCACUGUUUUCUCCUCAUUUUGACGUUUUUCUAAAACUGUUGACUAUUUCCCCCCACUAAGAUAUUGGUAUUUAUUUUUCUGCACAUUCUGACUCUGUCUCUAUUCUGACUUUUUCUCUACAUUUUGACUCUGAGAGUUUUUUUUAUUUGAGUGUAAACUGGUUGAUAGUUUCUUCUCCUCUUCGGUCUGAGUCCCUCCAGGUUUUAGGAAUAGAAAUGAAAAACUGGAUCAGACCGAUCUUGCCGUGUGAAAGUCUGCAGGAAGCUGAAAGACUUAAAGCUGAUGAUUGUUUCUAGUGUCUUAACUAACAGAAAAAUCAGUCUCUGUUGGUGUAAACAUGUUUUUAGAUCUACUAACUGCCUCCACUGACAGAUUUCCUCUCUACUAUUUAUUUUAAAUCAGGACCUUCCAGGGUAGACCGUCAUCAUCCUCUGAUUGUGCCGUCUGACUAAUA